Molecule: messenger RNA, 3262 nt
Organism: Homo sapiens (human)
Lineage: Eukaryota; Metazoa; Chordata; Mammalia; Primates; Hominidae
Gene: PRDM9
Product: PR/SET domain 9
Exons: 11
Coding region: 258-2942 (894 amino acids)
Biological process (GO): chromatin remodeling; positive regulation of reciprocal meiotic recombination; meiosis I cell cycle process
Cellular component (GO): chromosome; nucleus; nucleoplasm
Molecular function (GO): recombination hotspot binding; protein-lysine N-methyltransferase activity; sequence-specific DNA binding
Source: RefSeq, marked reviewed
AACUUACACCACAGUUAAAGGAACACCAACCCUCCCAGAUGAGAAUCAGUGCAAGAACUCUGGCAAUUCAAAAAGACACAGUGUCCCCUUGGAAGACCCAGGCCUGCGGAGGGACGUGAGGAGCAGCCCCGACGCCCGACUCAGUCGCAAACACCGGAGUUGGGGAAAACCAAGAGCCUUUGGCCUAGGAGCUGGGAGACUCAGGGCCCUUCUCACACUCAGAAUUGGAGCAGGGCCUUCUAGACAGUCCCAGCACCAUGAGCCCUGAAAAGUCCCAAGAGGAGAGCCCAGAAGAAGACACAGAGAGAACAGAGCGGAAGCCCAUGGUCAAAGAUGCCUUCAAAGACAUUUCCAUAUACUUCACCAAGGAAGAAUGGGCAGAGAUGGGAGACUGGGAGAAAACUCGCUAUAGGAAUGUGAAAAGGAACUAUAAUGCACUGAUUACUAUAGGUCUCAGAGCCACUCGACCAGCUUUCAUGUGUCACCGAAGGCAGGCCAUCAAACUCCAGGUGGAUGACACAGAAGAUUCUGAUGAAGAAUGGACCCCUAGGCAGCAAGUCAAACCUCCUUGGAUGGCCUUAAGAGUGGAACAGCGUAAACACCAGAAGGGAAUGCCCAAGGCGUCAUUCAGUAAUGAAUCUAGUUUGAAAGAAUUGUCAAGAACAGCAAAUUUACUGAAUGCAAGUGGCUCAGAGCAGGCUCAGAAACCAGUGUCCCCUUCUGGAGAAGCAAGUACCUCUGGACAGCACUCAAGACUAAAACUGGAACUCAGGAAGAAGGAGACUGAAAGAAAGAUGUAUAGCCUGCGAGAAAGAAAGGGUCAUGCAUACAAAGAGGUCAGCGAGCCGCAGGAUGAUGAUUACCUCUAUUGUGAGAUGUGUCAGAACUUCUUCAUUGACAGCUGUGCUGCCCAUGGGCCCCCUACAUUUGUAAAGGACAGUGCAGUGGACAAGGGGCACCCCAACCGUUCAGCCCUCAGUCUGCCCCCAGGGCUGAGAAUUGGGCCAUCAGGCAUCCCUCAGGCUGGGCUUGGAGUAUGGAAUGAGGCAUCUGAUCUGCCGCUGGGUCUGCACUUUGGCCCUUAUGAGGGCCGAAUUACAGAAGACGAAGAGGCAGCCAACAAUGGAUACUCCUGGCUGAUCACCAAGGGGAGAAACUGCUAUGAGUAUGUGGAUGGAAAAGAUAAAUCCUGGGCCAACUGGAUGAGGUAUGUGAACUGUGCCCGGGAUGAUGAAGAGCAGAACCUGGUGGCCUUCCAGUACCACAGGCAGAUCUUCUAUAGAACCUGCCGAGUCAUUAGGCCAGGCUGUGAACUGCUGGUCUGGUAUGGGGAUGAAUACGGCCAGGAACUGGGCAUCAAGUGGGGCAGCAAGUGGAAGAAAGAGCUCAUGGCAGGGAGAGAACCAAAGCCAGAGAUCCAUCCAUGUCCCUCAUGCUGUCUGGCCUUUUCAAGUCAGAAAUUUCUCAGUCAACAUGUAGAACGCAAUCACUCCUCUCAGAACUUCCCAGGACCAUCUGCAAGAAAACUCCUCCAACCAGAGAAUCCCUGCCCAGGGGAUCAGAAUCAGGAGCAGCAAUAUCCAGAUCCACACAGCCGUAAUGACAAAACCAAAGGUCAAGAGAUCAAAGAAAGGUCCAAACUCUUGAAUAAAAGGACAUGGCAGAGGGAGAUUUCAAGGGCCUUUUCUAGCCCACCCAAAGGACAAAUGGGGAGCUGUAGAGUGGGAAAAAGAAUAAUGGAAGAAGAGUCCAGAACAGGCCAGAAAGUGAAUCCAGGGAACACAGGCAAAUUAUUUGUGGGGGUAGGAAUCUCAAGAAUUGCAAAAGUCAAGUAUGGAGAGUGUGGACAAGGUUUCAGUGUUAAAUCAGAUGUUAUUACACACCAAAGGACACAUACAGGGGAGAAGCUCUACGUCUGCAGGGAGUGUGGGCGGGGCUUUAGCUGGAAGUCACACCUCCUCAUUCACCAGAGGAUACACACAGGGGAGAAGCCCUAUGUCUGCAGGGAGUGUGGGCGGGGCUUUAGCUGGCAGUCAGUCCUCCUCACUCACCAGAGGACACACACAGGGGAGAAGCCCUAUGUCUGCAGGGAGUGUGGGCGGGGCUUUAGCCGGCAGUCAGUCCUCCUCACUCACCAGAGGAGACACACAGGGGAGAAGCCCUAUGUCUGCAGGGAGUGUGGGCGGGGCUUUAGCCGGCAGUCAGUCCUCCUCACUCACCAGAGGAGACACACAGGGGAGAAGCCCUAUGUCUGCAGGGAGUGUGGGCGGGGCUUUAGCUGGCAGUCAGUCCUCCUCACUCACCAGAGGACACACACAGGGGAGAAGCCCUAUGUCUGCAGGGAGUGUGGGCGGGGCUUUAGCUGGCAGUCAGUCCUCCUCACUCACCAGAGGACACACACAGGGGAGAAGCCCUAUGUCUGCAGGGAGUGUGGGCGGGGCUUUAGCAAUAAGUCACACCUCCUCAGACACCAGAGGACACACACAGGGGAGAAGCCCUAUGUCUGCAGGGAGUGUGGGCGGGGCUUUCGCGAUAAGUCACACCUCCUCAGACACCAGAGGACACACACAGGGGAGAAGCCCUAUGUCUGCAGGGAGUGUGGGCGGGGCUUUAGAGAUAAGUCAAACCUCCUCAGUCACCAGAGGACACACACAGGGGAGAAGCCCUAUGUCUGCAGGGAGUGUGGGCGGGGCUUUAGCAAUAAGUCACACCUCCUCAGACACCAGAGGACACACACAGGGGAGAAGCCCUAUGUCUGCAGGGAGUGUGGGCGGGGCUUUCGCAAUAAGUCACACCUCCUCAGACACCAGAGGACACACACAGGGGAGAAGCCCUACGUCUGCAGGGAGUGUGGGCGGGGCUUUAGCGAUAGGUCAAGCCUCUGCUAUCACCAGAGGACACACACAGGGGAGAAGCCCUACGUCUGCAGGGAGGAUGAGUAAGUCAUUAGUAAUAAAACCUCAUCUCAAUAGCCACAAAAAGACAAAUGUGGUCACCACACACUUGCACACCCCAGCUGUGAGGUGGCUUCAGCGGAAGUCUGCUGACCCCUUAUAUUCCCCGAGAGUAUAAAGAGAUCGGAAAUAACUGAUUAAACAAAUCCGCCACUUUCAUGACUAGAGAUGAGGAAGAACAAGGGAUAGUUCUGUAAGUGUUCGGGGGACAUCAGCAUGUGUGGUUCUUUCCCGCACUGAUCCCCUCCAUUUUUUGUUUGUUUUUUUGCCUCCUGUUCUAAUAAAUUUUGUCUCCAUACAAAUCUGAA